UGCUCCCGCCCCAUCUUGACCGCGCCGCCGCGGGCGCUGGGCCUGGGCUUCAGACUGAAUUGCGUGCGGAUCCCGUGUAUCUUUCGAGAGGUGGCCGUAAAGGCCUGGCGGUUUCGUCCCAUCUAGUGUCUAAGAGGUUUUAAAGGUGCAGCGCCAGGCUUACAAGCUCUUAUUUUCGAUUUUUGAUGAAAUUGAGUCAUGAAACUGUAACCAUUGAAUUAAAGAAUGGAACACAGGUCCAUGGAACAAUCACAGGUGUAGAUGUCAGCAUGAAUACACAUCUUAAAGCAGUGAAAAUGACUUUGAAGAAUAGAGAACCAGUACAACUGGAAACACUGAGUAUUCGAGGAAAUAACAUUCGAUAUUUUAUUCUGCCAGACAGCUUACCUCUGGAUACACUACUUGUGGAUGUUGAACCGAAGGUGAAAUCUAAGAAAAGGGAAGCUGUUGCAGGAAGAGGCCGAGGCCGAGGAAGAGGAAGAGGACGUGGUCGGGGUAGAGGAAGAGGGGGUCCUAGGCGAUAAUGUCUCUCAAGAUUACUAUUUCAAAGUGAUAUGUGAUUUGGAAUAUUUUUUGUACAGGCUUUGUUUAUGUCAGUUUUUAAUAAACAUAAAUGUAGGA
Molecule: messenger RNA, 621 nt
Organism: Felis catus (domestic cat)
Lineage: Eukaryota; Metazoa; Chordata; Mammalia; Carnivora; Felidae
Gene: SNRPD1
Product: small nuclear ribonucleoprotein D1 polypeptide
Exons: 4
Coding region: 186-524 (112 amino acids)
Biological process (GO): spliceosomal snRNP assembly; RNA processing
Cellular component (GO): U1 snRNP; SMN-Sm protein complex; spliceosomal tri-snRNP complex
Molecular function (GO): RNA binding
Source: RefSeq, a predicted model, not a curated record